Fulvia fulva is the source of this 642-nucleotide messenger RNA. RefSeq names its product Pre-rRNA-processing protein TSR2. The coding region runs from base 1 to 642 and encodes 213 amino acids. Lineage: Eukaryota; Fungi; Ascomycota; Dothideomycetes; Mycosphaerellales; Mycosphaerellaceae. Gene Ontology annotation, cellular component: nucleus. The record is from RefSeq and is a predicted model, not a curated record. Gene Ontology annotation, biological process: maturation of SSU-rRNA from tricistronic rRNA transcript (SSU-rRNA, 5.8S rRNA, LSU-rRNA). The transcript has a single exon.
AUGGCAACUGCCCCAGCGCCCUCGGGCCCCCAACCGACCGGCGGCCUCGCCCUCCCUCCCACCCCCGAACAACUCCAAUCCGCCUUCGACAACAGCAUCUGGUACCUCCUCUCCCUCUGGCCCAUCCUCCACGACGCCGUCUCCAACGGCUGGGGCGGCCCCGAGAGCACCGACAAACGCGACUGGUUCGCCGGCGCCAUCUCAGACCUCCUCAACUCCCGCAAAGAACCCGACGGCCCCGGCACAGACCAGGAAGACAUGGAAGUCUUCCUCCUCCAAAUCAUGCAAGACGAGUUCGACUGUUUCGUCGAGGAUGAGAGUGAGGUGAAAGUCGCUGGGGAGAUCUUGCUCGUGUGGAAGAGGAUGAGGGAGGAGAGGAGCUUGGACGCCGCGAGGGAGGUAGAGCAUCGGUAUAGGAAUCGCGGGCAGAUGAGGAGUAGUAUUAAGGUGCAGGAGGUGAAUCAGGAUUUGGGCGAGGAUGAGGAGUGGGAUGGGUUUGAGGAUGAGGAGGGUGAUGAUGCGGAGAUGGGAGAGCCGGAGGAGGCGCCGAGGUUGGUGCCCGCGACGGUUAGGGAGAGGGUUGAACCGGUGGUUGAUGAUGAUGGGUUUAUGAAGGUUGCCGGGAAGAGGAAGGGCAGGUGA